AUGCGGGUCAAUGGGGGGGAUUUUAUAGAGAAAAUUUCAAACGGCUCUGCUCAUUCACCGCCGCAAUUUCAGCGGCGGUUGCGCGAGUGCAUCGGCCAUUCAAAGGGCCGCCGCGGAUCCCGCCCCCCUUACGCUCGAGGAGGUGCAGCCGAGGAUUCCGGCCUCUCCUUCGGCUUGGGCCUCACAAUCCCAAGCGAGAGUUCUGCUCCAUUGGAAAUCCACCCUUCAAUAUUCACAUGCCCAACAACUCGGUUCUUGGUCUCUCUCCAACAACGCUUGCAUGUGGAUGGCAUCACCUGCAUGGAGAAUCGAGGUCGAGCUGUGAUCACAGGCAUCAGCCUACCUCGUGCAGGCUUGGUAGGUAAGCUCGACGGCCUCAACUUCUCCGCCCUCCCAUCUCUCACUCGCCUCCACCUCCGACGCAACUACUUGUUUGGAAUAAUCCCGCCUAGCAUACGCAUGCUUCCCGCUCUCACCUCCCUCGAUCUCCCGCAUAAUCAUCUUUCCGGCAAUCUGCCUCUCGCUCUCGCUAGCCUCUCUAACCUGACUAAGAUCGAUCUUUCUUCAAACAAAUUCAUUGGCAAGAUUCCUCCUUGUUUCUUCGCCAACUGGACCAAGCUGACCUCCCUCAAAUUCCAACAAAAUUUACUUGGUGGCACUUUGCCUCCAAAGAUUGGCCAGCUCAAGAGUCUACGUGCACUUUAUUUAUACAUAAACGAUCUCGCUGGUCCCAUUCCUUCGACCCUGACCAACCUAAGAUUCCUCUUUCUUUACAGAAAUUGGUUCUUCGGUAAUAUUCCCCCAGAACUAGGCAGCCUAGUUAAUCUCUUAGAUCUAGAAAUCUCACACAAUAAUUUAACAGGAUCCAUCCCUUUUAGUUUAGGAAAUCUCAUCAAACUCAAGACUUUGUAUCUCUUCAUCAAUGAUUUAUCUGGCACCAUCCCUUAUGAAUUAGGCAACCUAGUGAGCUUACGUGAUCUAAAAAUCAGCGAAAAUCAACUAUCGGGCUCCAUCCCUUCCACUUUUGGAAACCUCACAAUGCUUGACACCUUAUUCCUCCACACCGAUCAUUUAUCAGGCUCUUUGCCCCAAGACCAGCCUCAUCUCUCUAGAGGUGCUAUUCCUUCAUCUUUUGAAAGCAUGUUGAGUUUGUCAUCAAUAGAUGUAUCGUACAACAAUUUGGAGGGCCCAGUUUCGAGAAGCAAAUUGUUUCAAAACGCUCUAGCAGAGUGGUUUAUCCAUAACAAGGGAUUAUGUGGUGAGGUGCCAAGUUUGCCUUCUUGUGGAUCAACCACUAUAAGCACUCAUCAUUCAACUAAAAACUACAUUAUACUCUUUGUUAUCACUCCUAUAUUGGGCAGCUUGGCUCUUUUAGGUUUGUCUACUAUUAUCAUUGCCGCUCUUCAUAGGAAAGAAAACCCUGCAGAGAAAAAGGAUACUAAUGUUGUUAUUGGCGAUCUAUUUUCGAUAUUGAAUUUUGAUGGAAGAGUUGCUUAUGACUAUAUUAUCAAUGCCUCUGAAAAUUUUGAUGAGAAAUAUUGCAUCGGGAGUGGAACAUAUGGCAAAGUUUACAAAGUAAAACUUCCAAUGGAACAAGUGGCGGCUGUUAAAAAACUUCAUCCAAUGGAAGAAGGAGUAUUUGAUGAGAAAAGUUUCCAGAAUGAGAUUCAAGCAUUAACCAGAAUACGACAUCGUAAUAUUGUAAAACUUAAUGGGUUUUGCACCAGUUUAGGUUGUAAAUUUCUUAUAUAUGAGUACAUUGAGAGGGGAAGUUUAGCUAGCAUUCUUUGUAAUCAAGAAACAACAGAGGAAUUGAAUUGGGAGAGAAGAGCUCAUAUUAUCAAAGAUGAGACCUAUGCUUUAUCAUACAUGCACCAUGAUUGCAAUCCAUCCAUAAUGCAUCGAGACAUCUCCAAUAAUAAUAUAUUAUUAGACUCUGAUUUUAAGGCUUAUCUUUUAGACUUUGGCACGGUAAGAAUUUUGAAAUCUAAUUUAUCAAAUUGGAGCACACUAGCAGGCACAUUUGGAUAUGCUGCCCCAGAGCUUUCGUACAUGACAAGGGCGAAUGAGAAAUGUGAUGUAUACAGCUUUGGCAUAGUAAUAUUAGAAGUAAUAAUGGGAAGACAUCCAAGUGAUCUUGUCUUCUUCAUAUCUUCAUCAGAUGUCCAACAGAUGCUAUUCAGUGAUGUGCUAGAUCAACAAAUCUCACCUCCUGCAGCUUAUAUGGCAUAUGGUGCCAGAAGUUGA
Phoenix dactylifera (date palm) is the source of this 2247-nucleotide messenger RNA. The record is from RefSeq and is a predicted model, not a curated record. Lineage: Eukaryota; Viridiplantae; Streptophyta; Magnoliopsida; Arecales; Arecaceae.